Molecule: messenger RNA, 603 nt
Organism: Gordionus sp. m RMFG-2023
Lineage: Eukaryota; Metazoa; Nematomorpha; Gordioida; Chordodea; Parachordodidae
Product: serpin B4-like
Exons: 4
Coding region: 1-603 (200 amino acids)
Molecular function (GO): serine-type endopeptidase inhibitor activity
Source: RefSeq, a predicted model, not a curated record
AUGGAACUCACUUUUGAAAAAGUUUUCACGAGAGAUGACGGAGAACUCGAAAAGGUAAAGAUGAUGCAUAGUACUAAUAAAGUUCAAUAUGGCGAAACACAACUUAAGAAAAUAGAAGACAAGCCAAGCUUCGCUCCAGAUCAAAAGAUCAAAAUUAUCAGUAUUCAAUAUGCCAACCCGAAUUUAGCUAUGUUCUUUGUACUUCCUGAACAAAAAGGAUUGCCAAAUUUGAUCAAAGAUACCUUGAUGCAUAUUACUUUGCCAGUAUUUAAAACAAGCUUAUAUGUCACUCUGUCAGAGACGCUAAAAAAUCUCGGUCUUAGAAAUAUAUUCGAAGGAUCGUCAGAUUUUUUCGGCUUAACAGGACCCCAUAACUCUUCCGGAUUGUGCAUUAGCGAAAUAUUUCACAAGGCGGUUAUUGAAGUUAACGAAAAAGGAACAGAGGCAGCAGCUGCCACUGGUGUGGUUAUGAUAAAGUUAUCUUUACCUAUCACUAAAAGUUUUAAGGCUGAUAGACCCUUCCUCUAUUUUGUACAAGAUCUUACAAAUGGACAUAUCUUGUUCAUCGGAACUUAUAUAAAGGGCCAAUGUGGGAUGAAAUAA